AUGGGAGAAUUUAUUGUGAGGAUGAAGCAGAAUAUACUAUUUUUAUUUCUGCAACCAUUAUAAUUUUAUCACUGUUUGGUGUUUAUUAAUAUAUCUAAAAUAAAAAACCAUUAGGAAUUAAGCAAAUUGAAAAGUACAAAAAGGAAAAAAAUUUAAUUUAAAAAUUAGAGUAUGCGUAUGAUCUAAUUGAGUUAUAAAGAGAUUUUUCUUUAGAAGAAUUAAAGUAGUUAGAAGAUGAGUUAAAUGAAAACGAUUUUCUUUUGCUCUCAAUUAUUCAAUCUUAGAUAGCAGCAACAUUAUUAUCAUAGCCAGAAACAGGAAGAUAAAUCAAAGAAAGGUUGA
This is a messenger RNA of Tetrahymena thermophila SB210, 342 nucleotides long. RefSeq lists its product as hypothetical. The transcript has a single exon. Lineage: Eukaryota; Ciliophora; Oligohymenophorea; Hymenostomatida; Tetrahymenidae. The record is from RefSeq and is a predicted model, not a curated record.